AUGGCUACCGAUCCAGAGCAAGGCCUUGAAAAGGCCAAUUAUACUGUCGAUCAGAAUUCUCAAGAUUCCUUCGAUAACAAUGCGCCUGCCGAGACUGGCAUCAUGGCCAAGAUGCGCGCUGUGGAAGCUAGAGUGGACGAGAAAUUGGGUCUUGAGUCUGAGGCCAUUGUUCGAAAACGGCCAGAAGACAGGAGGAAGGUCCAUUGGGUGGAGGAAAUCUCCAUGGCAGCCUUGUGGGCAAGUUGUACCAUGAACACCUCUUGCUUUGCGACUGGAUUCAUAGGAUGGGAGCUUGGUCUGUCUCUCAGACAAUCGAUUCCCAUCGCGAUCUUCGCCUCGAUUCUCGGUGGCGCACUUACUGGCUAUUGUGCGACCUUCGGUGCCGCGACCGGUUUGCGUCAGAUCAGUGUGAGUCGAUACAGUUUCGGCUGGUGGCCUAAUAAGGUUGUUGCUCUGUUGAACGGUAUCCAGCAAUUGGGUUGGGCUGCUGUCGCAUGUAUUACAGGAGGUCUGGCCCUGACUGCAGUUUCGGAUGGUCAUGUCUCUUUGAUUCUUGGAAUUGUCAUUCUGGCUGUCGUCGCUCUGUUCAUCUCGUUCGUUGGAUUAAACGCCAUUCUUAUCUACGAACGAUGGGCUUGGGUUAUCUUCUUCAUUAUUUUCCUCAUCAUCUUUGGUGAAACAGGAAAGUACGCCGAUACCUCAGCACCUCCUACCGCAUCUGGUCUUACCUUGUCCGGCGCUCUGCUCAAUUUUAUCGCCAUUGUUUAUGGCUCCAGUGCCUCCUGGUGUACCUUGGCUAGUGACUACUACGUUAACUACCCUGCCGAUGUGAGUCGUGUCAAGGUUUUCCUGAUGACUACUUUCGGCAUCUCGAUCCCCACUUCCAUCGGCAUGGUGGCUGGUUGUGUGGUCGCAUCUGCAUUGAACAACAAGCCCGAAUGGUACAACGCAUACGAGGAUCAAGGUGUUGGAUACCUUAUUCAGGAUAUGCUCUACCCCCGUGGAUUCGCCAAAUUCCUUCUUACCCUCCUCGUGUUAUCUGGUAUCAACGUCAACGUCAUUAGUAUCUACAGUUCUGCGAUCUCCUUCCAGCAGCUUUCGCGACCAUUUGCGCGCGUCCCUCGAUUCCUUUGGACACUUUUCUGCUUUGUCUGCAUUCUUGCACUGUCUAUCGGUGGUCGCGAGAAGCUGAACACCUAUCUUCAGGAUUUCCUCAGCUUGUUGGGAUACUGGUGCACCGGGUAUACCGUCAUCCUUUUCGAAGAGCAUUUCAUUUUCCGGAAGGGCAAAUUUGAAAACUAUGACUUGGAAGGAUGGAACGAUCCAGCACGACUUCCUUUGGGUAUUGGUGCAGGGGUCGCGUUCGUCCUCGGCAUUGUGGCAUGGUGUAUGGGAAUGGAUGAGACCUGGUUCAUCGGUCCUCUCGCUAAGUUGAUUGGAGAGGAGGGAGGCGAUGUCGCUAAUGAGUUUACACUUGUUGUGACAGCUCUGACCUACAUCCCAGCAAGAUAUCUUGAGCUGAAGCACUUUGGCCGAUAA
Messenger RNA from Penicillium malachiteum, 1539 nucleotides. Its product is annotated as putative nucleoside transporter. Gene Ontology annotation, cellular component: plasma membrane; fungal-type vacuole membrane. The transcript has a single exon. The record is from RefSeq and is a predicted model, not a curated record. The coding region runs from base 1 to 1539 and encodes 512 amino acids. NCBI's taxonomy places the organism in Eukaryota, Fungi, Ascomycota, Eurotiomycetes, Eurotiales, Aspergillaceae. Gene Ontology annotation, biological process: transmembrane transport. Gene Ontology annotation, molecular function: transmembrane transporter activity.